Molecule: messenger RNA, 447 nt
Organism: Dicrocoelium dendriticum
Lineage: Eukaryota; Metazoa; Platyhelminthes; Trematoda; Plagiorchiida; Dicrocoeliidae
Source: the annotation of a GenBank genome assembly
AUGAGCUCCGGUUGCGUUUUCUUUGUGUGCCUUACACUGAUUUGCGUGAUCACUGCUUUUAAGUAUGUUGUUGAUCUACAGUAUGAUAACAAGGGUAAGCCGUUUGUCUACUUUUCGGGAAGGAGAUAUUAUCAGACUGGAGACAAGACGGUCACAUUCUUAGAAACUGAUGGUUGCAUUAGCACAGUUUAUCUGGACUGGCCUGCCGUUCCAGAAAAUAUUGGCGUGGUACAUGUGGAUCAACACAAGUAUGUUGUUGAGCUGCAGUAUGAUAACAACGGUAAGCCAUUUGUCUACUUUUCCGGAAGGAGAUAUUAUCAGACUGGAGAAAAGACGAUCACCUUCCCAGAAAAAGAUGGUUGCAUUACCACAGUUUAUCUGGACUGGCCUGCUGUUCGAAAAAAUAUUGGCGCUGUAUAUGUGGAUCAACAUAAAACAUGCGAUUAA